Molecule: messenger RNA, 1116 nt
Organism: Phytophthora infestans T30-4
Lineage: Eukaryota; Oomycota; Peronosporomycetes; Peronosporales; Peronosporaceae
Exons: 3
Coding region: 1-1116 (371 amino acids)
Source: RefSeq, a predicted model, not a curated record
AUGGGUGAUCAAAGCUGGACACCGCCGAGCGGAUACAGUGAUCAGGAGAACGGACCUCUGGGAAUGGAUGGAAGUCUUGAAUGCAGUGGUUUGGAUGAGGACCUCUUCACUGGUAGCCUGGAGUGCAACCACGAUGGUCUGCGCGGCACGAGGUUGGUCGGCUUCAGUGUCGCCUUCAUCGGCAUCACUGUCAUUGCUGAUCACACCUGCGCCCAAAUUGGUACUAGCAGCGUCCUCUUCGCUGCUAGUACCAGAGACGCCCUCGUUGUCAUCAUCACUGUCGACGUCUACAGCCUCGUCAUCUUCUUCACUGCUCGAUUCUUCUUCUUCUGUCAACAGGAGCAACGACCGACAGCCCAAACAUCUAGUAACACUAGCAGUCGCGAGCACGCCACGUUCGGAACCAUCAGGUCCAAGACCGGGGGUUGCAUUGUCGGCGAUCCUGACACUUAUAUCUCCCCCAAGGACUUGCAGUGGGUCUGGGACAACCGAAUCAAAGAUGAAGUUAUGGUGUACAACAACUGGAUCUUAGACCAUCUUGUGGCCAAUAAAGGAACCAUCAACUACUGCAUCCGCUGGGACAGCAGCAGCACCAAACUAACUAAGGAGAUCGCCAAGAAGCUCCAGCCCGUGUUGACUCGUCAACACGCAGCGUGGAAUCGCUGGCUGAUCGGCUACAACUGCUGGCCAUACGACGAGAUCAAGGUGAAUAUUGUGGUUUUUGCUGCGAAGGAAGCCUCGGAAUUAGGCUGGUCGGAUAACUCAAUGGGGAAGCUCUACAUCGGAGACCUGGCCAAAGACGGUUCUCCUCAAUGUCCCGACAAAUGCUAUCGAUCGUUGGAUGGGUCACCCGGGGGAUGGUCGACGUCCAGCGGGUGUGAAGGCAAACCUUUCGAUAUCUCUUUAUGGCCCACGCAAGGUCUUGGCGGCGGCUGGGGGACCUACUGGGGUCAGCAGGUGGAUCUCGACGAUAUGUUGGAACAUCUCGACGACGAUUUUGAGCGUGAUGUUCACGGCGGAGGCGGAGGGGAUGGAGCACGAACUGAGAACAUUGGCGGAGAUGUGGAUACAAGGGGACGUCAACCAAUGGAGGAAAGGAGUGAGCAGCGAACGUGA